Aspergillus welwitschiae is the source of this 844-nucleotide messenger RNA. RefSeq lists its product as uncharacterized. The coding region runs from base 118 to 636 and encodes 172 amino acids. The transcript has 3 exons. Gene Ontology annotation, biological process: endoplasmic reticulum to Golgi vesicle-mediated transport. Gene Ontology annotation, cellular component: cytoplasm; nucleus; TRAPP complex. The record is from RefSeq and is a predicted model, not a curated record. Lineage: Eukaryota; Fungi; Ascomycota; Eurotiomycetes; Eurotiales; Aspergillaceae.
GUAUUUCUCCGACACACAGGAAUCAGGAGAUCUCGAGUGUCAAAAACGAUGAAAUUGACGGCCCUUAUCAAAUCAGUGGCAUAGAUUUCUUUGGCAGGCCAUAACUGACCUGGAACAAUGGCUUUGCCAAAGAUCGCCUGUAUCGGCGUCAUUGGGAAAGCUGAUAAUCCACUCCACGUGUCGCUCUUCCCCCCUUAUCUGGAGUCCACUAUUGAGUUCUCCUUUAUAUUGAACUCCUGCCUUGAUAUCUUUGAAAUACGCCGUAAACAGACGUCAAUUGACCAAGAUCUGGGUCUUUUGCAAGCUGUCGAUGAGAGACUCGCAGCAUAUGGCUGGCUUUCUACAACGGGGGUCAAAUUCCUAGUUAUAGUUGACUUGAUCGGGCAGCCCAUCGUUGAUGAAGAUCCGAAAGGUUCAACUAAGUCGGAAUUAAGGGAAUUCGACCUAAAAGCAGUUUUCCGAACUCUCCAAACCGCAUAUGUGCAGUUGCUACAGAAUCCGUUUUAUCGACCGGACGAGCAUACGGCCACAGCGAAAGCCGUGUCAUCAUACAGUUCGCAGAUCACAGAUCAGAGGUUCAUCAAUGAGGUCAACCGAAUCGGAAACUCAUGGCUUCCGACUGUGACUCCCUUUUAACAAACAAUGAGACCCAUUCUAUGUGGCAAACAACCUACCGGUCUACACAGUAUCUUCGAAGGAUCUCGAACUCGAAGAUCACAUGUAAAAUUGAUGACUCCCACCCUUGGUGUUUGCCAAUAAUUAUUGGUGUAGUACGUACAGGUUUCAGUAUAGCAUUCUCCACCGUACAGCAUCUGGCCCAGGAUAACGAUACUUCUCGUGGGCC